Messenger RNA from Vicia faba (fava bean), 762 nucleotides. The record is from the annotation of a GenBank genome assembly. NCBI's taxonomy places the organism in Eukaryota, Viridiplantae, Streptophyta, Magnoliopsida, Fabales, Fabaceae.
AUGACAGGGACGGAGGAGCCACCGGCGAAGAAGAGAGUUGUAACGGAAUCGCUAGGAUGGCUAACGGAAUCGUCGAUUAUGCCAAAGAAGCACAGAGCCAUAGAAGGUGUUGGAGCAUCCUCCAUCCUCGAAUUGAAAGCUCAACUCUACAAAUCUCAAGAAGAUUCCAGAAAGUCCAGAGAAUUAUCCGGCACCGACGCCGAAUUUCAACGCGCUAAGAAUUUCAUCGCCUCCAAAGAUCACUUCUCCAAAAAGAACUCCGGCGUCGGCGCGCGUGCUCUCAAGGAUAAACUUGAGUUGAAAGCUGUUAAUGAUGGAUCAGUGAGCUAUGCAGCGUUGGAGAAGAAGGCUGCAUUGUAUGAUAAGUUAGUUAAGGGGGAAUUGUCUGAUGAAGAGGAUAAAGAGAAGUAUUGUGUUGAUUUUUUUCGUAAAGGGGAUGAUGGUGAUGAUGUUUCUACCACUUCGAAUGUGUUUCAAGAAAAUGAACACGGUGAUGGUGAUGCUUUUUCGCUGUUUAAUGUGAAGCCUGUUGGGCUUGGUCGAGCUGCUGGAGUAGUUGAUGGGACUGAGCACAAGCGAAAUAUUAGGGAAGUUCACGAAGAAGCUAAUCUUGCGAGAGAAAAGACUUCAGAAAUUAAACUACGCAGACAGGAGCAGUUAGCUGCUCAACGUAAGAAACUUAAACAAGCCUAUCUUCGGAAAAAAUUGGAGCAACUGAAGUCUGCUUCUGUUGAAUCUGGGUCUGAGAUUAAGCACACGUGA